Molecule: messenger RNA, 2325 nt
Organism: Oncorhynchus nerka (sockeye salmon)
Lineage: Eukaryota; Metazoa; Chordata; Actinopteri; Salmoniformes; Salmonidae
Exons: 4
Coding region: 233-988 (251 amino acids)
Source: RefSeq, a predicted model, not a curated record
UAAGGCCACUUACACUCUGUCCAGUUAGAUAUUUGUGUGGAGAUUAAGAGAGAGAGACUAAUAAGAAAGAACUUGUUAUGGGGCAGGUCAGGCGUCAUUCAUGGAGUCAUUUGUAGGGUCAAGUCCCCAGCCGAUCUAUUUGAACCCCUCAUUAUUUGUGGCCAUGUAUUAACUACUAAGUGAGUCUUUGACAUGAAGACAGUGGUUAGAUUCUGCCAUUGGGACUGCUCUGAUGUUGUUUCCAUUCUCUCCUGGUUAUGACCAUAGAGCCUUGUCCCAGUCUCUAGACCUGCCUGUCUGUGUGGUGGAUGACCACCUGACCUCUGAAGCUGUCAAUGAGAUGGAGCAGAGCAAUUCUACCAGGAGCAGAGCAACCUCAGUGAUGGAAACCACAGAAGAGGGGAAGCUCAACACUGUGGAACAUCUGACACUUAUGGACUUCCUUCAAAACCUAACUGAGAAGCAAUGGAGGGGGAUUCGUGAGGGCAUGUUUGACCCGCUGACAAAACAACAGCUUGCCGGCUUGUGUCUGAGGAUUGUCCAGUUUUUAUCGGACAAGCUGAUGCAGAUCAUCAUCCCAGGUCUUUACGAACUACUGGGCAUCCAAGAUGCUGCCUCUCCAUUGUCACAGAGAUCUCUCACAGCGUCACUCACCAGUCUGUUAGACGAUAAGACUAACACCAAGUCCCGUGUGAGAUUUACUGAGGCUGGUGUACCUAAGAGGCCAGGCAGUCGAAAGUCUUACAAUAGCUUUCGCAUCCCGACUCCCUACCCUUCCUCCAACUGUAUGGAGCAGGAAGAGGAAGAAGAGCAGGAAUCACAACAUAAGUUCAAGGAGAUUUACCUGACUAAGGGCAGUGGAAGCUACCUGCCCAAUGGGGCCAUGAGGUAUGUUCUUAAAGGGAAAUUUAACAACUUCAUAUUCAUCUCCAGCAUCACCAUAUGUGAACAUUACACAUUUCCAUGCUUUGUAGUAAAAAAAAUAUAGAGGGACGUAACUGUUUCCAAUAGUGCUGAGAAAUUAGUGCUUUUUGAGGUUGGUUUGGUUUCGAUUCAAAUAUUUAAAAAAUAAUCACGGUUUUGGAUUUCAAUGCAAUGGAUUAUGGGAAUUAAUUGCCAUAUUUUCUGUGCCAAACUAUGUAGAAUAUUGACCUGUUGGAAACUACAACUCCCUACUACAUUGCAUAGUUCGUGCUUGAUCUGAUUUAUCUCUACAGAAACUGAGCAUCGAGCUCACAGAAGAAGAAAAAAAUUAACUAUAUGGAAUUCAAAUAAUUGAGCCGACGUCGGUCAAUUAGUUGUUUAAAAACCGAAAAAUAACAAAAAUGUUGGUUAAAUGCUCAGCUCUAGAUUCUAAUGACAUCAUCAGUGUGCAUCGUGUGAUUUUAACCAAUUAUGAGUAGGCAUUGCCUACUAAUUGGUUGAUGAUGUCAUAGAAAACACUUAUCUUCCUCUUUCUUUUUUACUACAAAACAUAGAAAUGCCCGUUUUUCACAUAUGCUGAUGUUGGGGUGGUGCUGGAGAUGAUGAAUAUGAAGUUGAAACGUUUAGAAAUUUCCCUUUAACAUUUCUUCAAACUGCCUUGUAUUUAUGAUUGUCCUUGAAGUUACAGUAUUUGAAGUUUAUAGCAAUUUGGAUUUAUGUAGAGGAUAGAUAUUGCCAGGAUAGAUAGAUAUCUACAGGCCAGUUUCAAUACAAAUGACUUAUACAAAAGACAUUUUAUUGGGCUUUAGAAAUUAAGCAGUUAGGCUGACAUCACACUAAGGUUUUUUCUCAGAGAAACAGCAGCAUUUUCCUCAUUGUUUUCAAUGAUGCAGAUGUAUUUGACACACUGAAUGUGCAUCACAGCCUAACAUAUUAUUUGUUUGACUUUGAUGAUUUCUGUUGUUUUUUUCCCCAAGGACUCUAACCUCUCUGUCUGAUGUGCAGAGGAAAACAACCAACUCUGAGACACUACAAGUCCUCUUAGGUGUCUCAGAGGACACCCUCGUCACCUGUGUGCAGGACAGCCUGCAAGGUUCUCUCUCCAAACUUGCAUGCAUGUCCAAUUCUCCAUCUGGAAGUGCAGGCUCUCCGAAGAUGACCCCUGCUGUAAUGGCAGAAGUGAUUAAAGAUGUCAAGUCGGCCGUAUCAGUGGUCGUUAAGAGUGCCUCCGCUAGACAAACCUCUCAAGUGACACCGGUAAGGGGAGACUCACAGACCAAGGUGACUGAGAGCAUGGUGAGAGAGCUGGCUGCUAAACUUGAAAAAGUUGACCAAGAGAGCAAGAGUCUAACAGGGCAAGUCAUGACCAUGAUCUCUGACACAAUGGUGGCUUUUGUUGAC